AUGAAGGCACAGAUUGAUCAGUUAAUCCUUGAAGUAAUGGAAAAAGAGAAAAUCCCCGCCCAGUCCCUCUCCAUUGUUAAGAAGGACGGAAGUCUGCUAUAUAACAGGGGGUACGGUGACCGAGACGUUGAGCACAACUUACCCGCCGGCCCAGAAACGUUAUUUGCGAUCGGUUCGGCUACAAAGUCUUUCACGGCGGUACUUGUAGCGAAAACGUUGCAUGAAAUGUACCCCGCGAUGGGGAAGAAUGUGCUAGACGUGCCAAUUAGGGAGUUGGCGCCGGGGUAUAAUUUUACCCUGGGGGACAGAUUCAGGUCGGAGAGGGUAACGUUCAAGGAUAUUUUGGCGCACCGGGUGUGCAUCAAACAGGAAGUAUCGGGCCUAGUUUCUCAAGCGUUUAAUGGGACGGAAGACAUGGUGAAUCGGUUUCGCUACUCGCCGGAAGAAUGUGGCUUCCGUUCUGAAUUUUCGUAUAAUAAUGGACUCAUCGGAAUGGCGGGGCAUAUUUUGGGGCAUAUUGCGAACACGACGUAUGCAGAUUUGCUGAGCGAAUUCGUUGGACAGCUUGGAAUGACGAGCACCACGGUUAUUAAGAUGAGCAACGAUCACGAAAAUAUGAUGCACCGUGCAAUUCCGUACAUUUGGAAAGGAGGGGAAUUUGUCCGGGGAAAUUCGGAAUUUUUAAAGUCCAUCGCACCCAUUCCGAGUGGCGGUGGAAUUUUAACCAACGCCAACGACAUGGCAAAAUAUAUGCUUUUUCACUUGAACAAGGGCAAGGUUGGAGAUGUCCAAGUCGUUCCUGACGAAGUCAUGGGUUGA
Molecule: messenger RNA, 819 nt
Organism: Folsomia candida
Lineage: Eukaryota; Metazoa; Arthropoda; Collembola; Entomobryomorpha; Isotomidae
Product: beta-lactamase-like protein 3
Exons: 6
Coding region: 1-819 (272 amino acids)
Source: RefSeq, a predicted model, not a curated record